Messenger RNA from Acanthoscelides obtectus, 730 nucleotides. NCBI's taxonomy places the organism in Eukaryota, Metazoa, Arthropoda, Insecta, Coleoptera, Chrysomelidae. The record is from the annotation of a GenBank genome assembly.
CCAGAAUCAAACUUCCAGGCCAAUGCAAAGGCCAAUGAUAAAUCAAAAUAGACCUUCAUACUUUCAGCCUACUAAUUAUUCAUUCAGUCAGCCGAACACUUCAACAUUUCAACCUAGGUUCAAUUCGACUUUUCCGACUGGACCUGUAAAUUUGCCAAGACCAGUUUAUCGUCCUCAGAGAUUUCCGAAGAAUUCUCAAGUUUUUAGACAAACACAGAAUAACAGAAAUGUAUUCAAACCUAACCCUAACCGUACUUUACCACAAACUACUCCUAUGAGUACUUCUACUAGAAUUUCUUUCAAACCUGAACAUAAUUCGACAGCCCAGGAACAACCAAAACCAAAUUGGAUCGCUGAAGAGCUAUUCAAUACAGAGACAGAAAGUAAUAACACCUAUGAAGUUCCUGGUAACGAAUCUUUUGUUUGCGAUCAAACUGUAGCUGAACCACAAAAUUCAGAUACAUAUUUCACUGAUCAAUACUGCGAGUAUUAUACACAAGAUAUUCCUGAAACUGAUCACGUAGAACCACCUCAAAAUUUUCAGAAGGACUCAUUCAUAGACCACAAGACCUAGCACCAGAAGUAAUUUCACUUAACGCCAGCAAUGCGAAUAUGGAAUUAAAAUUCAUUUAUUGAUCCCAGUAUUGCUCGUAAAUUUUUUCCAAAUUUAAUCAGAGAUGAUCCAUUUGUUGUAUCAACUGUUUUUCAAAAAUCCGCUCACAAAUAUAGU